UCCAAGCUCGUCUCCCGCCCUCCCUCCACCCAUGCGUUCAGCUAGUCGCCUCAGCCUGAUCCCAUCCCCACAACCUCUGCCAUUUCUUUUGGGGGAACCAUAACUGACUUUAGUGAGAAAAGUAUUACACCCAAAUAUCCAGUCAUGGUCCAAGCUAAGACGUGGAUCCUAACCAAGCACUUUGAUGGCUUCCCGAAGGACAGCAACUUUGAGCUCAAGGUGGAGGAGCUUCCCAAGCCCAAAGAUGGGGAGGUGCUUUUGGAGGCAGUGUUUCUGAGUGUCGACCCUUAUAUGAGGCCGUUCAGUAGGGUUCGCAUGAAAGAAGGCGAGGUAAUGAUUGGAAGUCAAGUGGCCAAAGUGAUCCAAAGCAAUAACCCAGCAUUUCCCGUGGGAAGCCAUGUUGUCGGUCGUUGUGGCUGGAGAACCCACACAAUCAGUGACGGGACAGACCUCAUUCCCAUCAUGCCCGACUGGCCUCAAGACAUCUCGCUGUCACUCGCUCUGGGCACCAUCGGCAUGCCAGGGCUUACAGCACUGUAUGGGAUCGAGGAGGUCUUGGGACUCAAGAAAGGUGAGACCCUCCUGGUGAACGCUGCAGCAGGGGCAGUUGGCUCUGUGGUGGGCCAGAUUGCCAAGAUCAAAGGCUGCAAGGUGGUGGGUUCAGCAGGGUCUGACGCCAAGGUGGCCUUCCUUAAAGAGCUGGGCUUCGACGAGGCCUUCAACUACAAGACUAUUAGUUCUCUGGAGGAGGCACUGAAGAAGGCCUCUCCAGAGGGAUACGACUGCUUCUUUGAAAACGUGGGAGGCCCCUUUUCAACUGUUGCCUUGCAGCAGAUGAAGAACUUUGGAAGAAUAGCUGUGUGUGGAAGUAUUUCUGUGUACAAUGACACCACUCCUCAGACAGGCCCGUACCCCCAUCUGACUAUGAUCUUCAAGCAGCUUAAGAUGGAGGGCUUCAUGCAGAGCAGGUGGGAGCACAAGCACCCAGAAUCCCUCAGGAGGCUGAUGGGAUGGCUGAAGGAGGGCAAGCUGCAUUGUCGGGAGCACAUCACAAAAGGCUUUGAAAACAUGCCAGCUGCUUUUAUGGGGAUGCUGCAGGGAGACAACAUCGGCAAGGCUAUCAUCGCUGUCUGAUGUGAAACACAGGAUCAACAGAGAUGCAGCAGUAUUAUCAGUAACUGGCACAUUAUUACAGGAUACAUACAUGAAGGACUGAGCAAUAGAUACAUAUAACUAACCAUAUAUUUUCAUAUUAACAUGUCGAUGUAGUUUGUUUGUCUCUGUAGUCACAGUAAUAAAACAUUACAGAUGAAAGUGCUCUCGUAAUUUAGUCAUGUAAAAACUUGUGAUUUGACAAUUGUAGCAUUAGUUCAUAAUUCACUGAGACUAAACCAUUCUGCUAAGUCUGGUGGAUUUUCAUCCAUUAGAAGGUACUGUUCUUUCUAUAUCAGUAGCACUUACUGCAAGUUUGUCAAAGUUUGGGUAGUUUUCAUAGCACCACCACCCAGACAGUUAAAUCAAUAUACAUAUGAGUGUACUUCAUUUGGGAGAGCCCAGACUGCUGUGGGGAAUUAGCAAGGCAGGAGAUGGCAGUUUUAGUGAGAGAGAAAAUGAUAAUUAUGCCAGCAAGUACCUGGAUGAGCUGUGAGGAUCUGCUGCUGAUACAUCCAUUUACUGUAACAUUUAACCAUGUGCUUUGUAUUUAGUGAGAUCUUUUAUAUAGGUAAUAAAAAUUGUUAGGCUUUUAAAAAAAA
Lates calcarifer (barramundi perch) is the source of this 1754-nucleotide messenger RNA. RefSeq names its product prostaglandin reductase 1. The transcript is spliced from 9 exons. The coding region runs from base 145 to 1134 and encodes 329 amino acids. The record is from RefSeq and is a predicted model, not a curated record. Gene Ontology annotation, cellular component: cytoplasm. Gene Ontology annotation, molecular function: 15-oxoprostaglandin 13-reductase [NAD(P)+] activity; 2-alkenal reductase [NAD(P)H] activity. Lineage: Eukaryota; Metazoa; Chordata; Actinopteri; Centropomidae. Gene Ontology annotation, biological process: prostaglandin metabolic process.